Sabethes cyaneus is the source of this 1173-nucleotide messenger RNA. RefSeq lists its product as uncharacterized. Gene Ontology annotation, biological process: DNA integration. Bases 1 to 1173 code for a protein of 390 amino acids. Gene Ontology annotation, molecular function: nucleic acid binding. NCBI's taxonomy places the organism in Eukaryota, Metazoa, Arthropoda, Insecta, Diptera, Culicidae. The transcript has a single exon. The record is from RefSeq and is a predicted model, not a curated record.
AUGGUAGUGCAACCCUCUCUUCGUCAGGCAGUGUUAAAAGAUCUCCAUGUAGCACACAUUGGCAUUGUGAAAAUGAAAGGGCUCGCUCGCUCGUUUGUGUAUUGGCCGCGAAUCGAUGCGGACAUUGAAAAUACGGUGAAAUCUUGUUUUGAAUGUACUCGGCAAGCGCACGCUCCCCCGAAAUUUAGUGAACAUCAUUGGCAAUAUCCCAAAGGGCCCUGGGAGAGAAUACAUAUUGAUUAUGCGGGUCCGGUGGCGAAUUCGAUGCUGUUAAUUGUGGUCGACGCGUACAGUAAAUGGUUAGAAGUGAAAGUUACCAACUCUACUACGACAGCAGCAACCAUCAGUAUCAUGGAUGAAUUGUUUUCCAGGAAUGGUGUACCGGUCACGGUAGUGUCGGAUAAUGGUCCACAAUUUACGGCAGAGGAGUUCAAGGUGUUUUUACGAAACAGCGGAGUCCAGUUUCACAAACUGUCCGCUCCUUACCACCCUGCAACAAACGGUCAAGCCGAGCGUUAUGUGCAGACUACGAAAGAUGCAUUGAAGGCUAUGGGAACGACACCAUCGACAUUGCUUUCGAAUUUGAAUAGUUUUCUCCAGCUUUAUCGCAUAUCACCGCACGUAACCACCGGUGAAUCGCCGUCAAAAUUGUUCCUAGGACGGACCCUUCGAACGCGAUUUGAUCUUUUAAAACCAGAGGAUGUCCAACUGAAGAUCACAGCAAAACAACAAGCUAGUUUUGAACCAUCCUAUCGUGUAUUCAGUCAAGGUCAACCGGUACUUUUUCUCUCUGGUAACCCUCGAUUAGAUAAGUGGAUAUCAGGUGUCAUUGUAGCACGAUUGGGGGAUCUCCACUACGAGAUUGAGUAUGCCGGGAAGCGAUUCAAGCGACACGUCGAUCAGAUUCGUGCAAGUUUUCGGAAGAAUGGACUCGAUGGAACCGACUCAACAGUUUGUAGUGAACAUGGUGCACCAAGACGCGUGCAUUUUUAUGAAAACAAUGCCCCAGCAACACCGUCUACUCCUGUCACCUCUAGGACUGCUCCCGCUAACCGAGAUUCCCCAGAGUUUCAUACGCCACCUAGUAGUCCGGUUCUUCAGGAUUCCAGUCAUCCGUUCAUCAUUCGACGCUCAAACAGAGAACGCCAUCCUCCGUGCAGAUACUCACCAUAG